AUGGGAAGGCUUGAUCACGCUGGCACCUUUCUUUCUUUCACUAGUGCUAUCGGACGCGACGCGGCGGCUGCACGCCAUGCCAAUAUCCUGACGCGAGUGACCAUGACAGGGAUCACUGUGUUUUUCCUGUUGGCGCUGCCUUUCACCACCGCCCAGGAUGAGUCCUUUGCCAGUUCCUUUUUAUCAGGUCUUUUAGACACGUUAGACACUCAAGUGGAUGCCAAGAAUUGUCCGGGUGUAUGUAUGCACGCGCUCACCUCACUAAUCUGCUCAAACGUUCUUGAUGAAGUUGAAUGCCCCAAACCGUCUAUGAAAUGUUGUGUUGAUGAACCACUAGGUAACGAAACAAUGGCGACAACGCGUCGCCCAUUCACAACACGUUACACGACGACUGAGAGCUAUGACGAUGAAGACACAACAACUCGGCCGACAGACAAAUACAAAGACAGUGGCAACAUCGCUUGUCCCGGAGUAUGUGUAGAGUCACGUUUGACACAGUACUGUGAGGCCUAUCUCACUUCAAGUGAACUUUGUGUGACUGGGCGUCUUUGCUGUGUCUCUAAAGAUGGAUAUGGCGACAGACGUCCUCCAGACCUAGUUGUGCCUAACGAAAAGAAGCAUUCUACAAAACGGCCUACAACUGCGCUUACAACCACACCACCACCAAGGAAACCUGGUCACAAAUGUCGAGGUGAUUGCAUAAGUGGGCUUUUUGCGUUACUCUGUGACCAUGUGGAUGAAGAUGCCGUUUGUCCAUCGGAAGGUACAUGCUGCAUCACGGAUAGCAGUGAUUCCGCUACCAGACGCCCCUAUUCCACUACCACGCCUAGGCCAACUACUCCGGCGCCAUUACCCCGUUGUCCAGGCUACUGUCUGCUAAACAUCAUGGCAGCUUUCUGUGAGCGACCAGCUGUUUUACUCUCUCACACUAGCUGCAAACUUAGCGGAUCCAUUUGUUGUGAUAACACUAGAAUGCCUCCCCGGACUACUCCUCGUCCAACCACCACAACAACGACUACGACUCCAGCGCCAGUGGAUCCACGACCAGAUUGUCCAGGGUCUUGUAUCGUGUCCCUGCUAUCCUUCACAUGCUUCCGAAACGCAGAAAUGACAGAUGUCUUCAAAUGCAAAAAAGCGGGAACGCAAUGUUGUGCGCCAAAAUCUAAAGUGUUAGAGGCAAUGGGAGUUAGUCGUAACGAUACGUAUCCGUUAGCUGUCACUCACCCACCUAACACGUACGUGACUCCGUAUACGUACACGCCGGCACAAACGUAUACGCCUCAGCACACUACGCCUAUGCCAUACGAGCCAAAUUACCCAACAUCGUUAAGGACUCCUGAGAAAUAUAACAAGUAUGUCUGCGGUGUAAAGGGAACAUCGUCACGGGCGGGACGUGUGAUGGGUGGUGAGGAUGGGGAGAGAGGAGAAUGGUGUUGGCAAACAGCACUCAUUAAUUCUCUUAAUCAAUAUAUCUGUGGAGCAGCGUUGGUUGGCACGCAGUGGGUGCUCACCGCUGCACAUUGUGUUACCAAUAUCGUUCGUUCCGGUGACGCAAUGUACGUGCGGGUGGGAGAUCAUGACCUCACGAGAAAAUACGGGUCCCCAGGAGCCCAGACCCUAAGAGUGGCUACAACUUACAUCCACCAUAAUCACAACAGCCAGACGCUUGAUAACGAUAUCGCGUUAUUAAAGCUCCAUGGCAAAGCAGAGCUCAAAGAAGGAGUAUGUCUGGUGUGUCUGCCAGCUCGUGGAGUGAGUCAUGCUGCAGGAAAAAGAUGUACGGUCACUGGAUACGGAUAUAUGGGUGAAAGUGGUCCAAUACCAUUACGUGUUCGUGAGGCAGAGUUGCCCAUAGUAAGUGACGCAGAGUGUAUCCGAAAAGUUAACGCAGUCACCGAAAAGAUCUUCAUACUACCUGCUAGUUCAUUCUGCGCAGGCGGCGAAGAGGGAAACGACGCUUGUCAGGGCGACGGCGGUGGCCCUCUAGUAUGUCAAGAUGAUGGAUUCUACGAGUUAGUGGGACUUGUCUCGUGGGGAUUCGGAUGUGGUCGUAAAGAUGUACCAGGAGUUUACGUUAAGGUCUCCUCGUUUAUCGGCUGGAUCAAUCAGAUUAUCUCUGUUAAUAACCUUUAGUAGAACUUCGUUCCCCAUUGAUCGAUAGGAGGUUCAAUAACAAUAACCAAAUACGGAAGUUGUGUCGAGAAAUGUCAAAAUUCUUAUUAAUAAAAAAUACUUUGUCAGUAGUUUUAGAGACAUUGGUGACAGACGUCGAUUUGAAGUUCGAAUACAUGACGCCAUUUUAAGUAAAGCAAAUUUUUGCUAAUUUUAACUGAUAAUUUGAACAUCUGUUCUCUCGAACUAUUAUUAAACUUAGAUUAUAAUGGGGAAACUCUUAAAAUCUACCAUGCCGUUACGGGCUGUCUCAUUACCAAACAUAAAUCAAACAAAUAAACCUUAAGAAAUAUUAUCAACAUCGAAUACGGUGCUAUAUUUAUUGAGAGAAAAUCUUAAAAUUUAAAAGUGUUUAAGUAUUUUGUAAGUCUCAACGCAUUUAUUAUUCCUCUAUUUAAGAGUGUAAAUACUAUUCCUAAUUAUAGAAUUAUUUAUUUAUUUUAGAAUAAUUUUCUGUGGGGUACUCUUUUAAGGCUGCAAGAAAUAUAUAUUAGGUACCCGUUAUUAGAUCUAAGUAAUUAGCUCUCCCACCAUAAGUAUUUAUUUAAACCUCAAUUUUAUUUAUGUUUAAUACAAAAUGUAAUAACGCACAAUUAAAAUAGCAAUUUUGUAGUAACACCAUAUUUUUUUAUUUAUUUGACUUG
This is a messenger RNA of Pieris brassicae (large cabbage white), 2816 nucleotides long. It is a transcript of the gene mas, whose product is annotated as protein masquerade. The record is from RefSeq and is a predicted model, not a curated record. Gene Ontology annotation, biological process: proteolysis. Gene Ontology annotation, molecular function: serine-type endopeptidase activity. Bases 1 to 2133 code for a protein of 710 amino acids. The transcript has 15 exons. NCBI's taxonomy places the organism in Eukaryota, Metazoa, Arthropoda, Insecta, Lepidoptera, Pieridae.